Messenger RNA from Dioscorea cayenensis subsp. rotundata (Guinea yam), 678 nucleotides. Its product is annotated as arsenate reductase 2.2. NCBI's taxonomy places the organism in Eukaryota, Viridiplantae, Streptophyta, Magnoliopsida, Dioscoreales, Dioscoreaceae. Gene Ontology annotation, molecular function: protein tyrosine phosphatase activity. The record is from RefSeq and is a predicted model, not a curated record. The transcript has 3 exons. Gene Ontology annotation, cellular component: nucleus; cytoplasm. Bases 36 to 428 code for a protein of 130 amino acids.
AUAUAUAUAAUUUCCAUGGAGAGAGAGAGAGAGAGAUGGCGAGGAGCUUGUCCUACAUCUCGUCCUCGCAGCUCAUCUCCAUUGCUCGAAACCCUAGAAUUGCAAUCAUCGAUGUCAGGGACGAAGAGAGGAACUACGAUGCCCACAUCGCUGGUUCUCAUCACUACGCUAGCGACACGUUCUCGGAUCGGAUCCCCAGCCUCAUCGAUGCCGUCAAGGGCAAGGACACGCUUGUAUUCCAUUGCGCGCUCAGUCAGAUAAGAGGACCAACUUGCGCUCGCACGCUUCUGAAUUAUCUAUCUGAAACUAAAGAGGGUUCAGAAAUUAAGAAUGUUAUGGUUUUGGAGCGCGGCUUCAAUGGAUGGGAAGCUUCGGGCAGGCCUGUUUGUCGUUGUUCUGACAUUCCCUGCAAAGGUGAAAGUUCUUAAAUUUCACAACAAUCAUAUUAGAAAUAAAACACGACGAACCAUUAUAUUACUGAAUUGUUGUUCUUCAUCAUAUAGUGUACCAUUUAUAAAAACAAGCAUGCCACUCAAUUAUUACUAUAGUUCUGGAUGAUGAUUCUGCUUGACUUUUUCCAUCAUCAGUUGAAAUACUUAAUAGAAGUUUCGAAUUUUUCUAGAGAACAUGUGUAUGUGUAUUUAAAGUUUUAUUACCGAUUAUAGAUAAAAUUCUUGC